GGGUUUUUGUUUCCUAUAUAGGUUAACAUGUAAUUUCCAUCCGGUGGAAAAGAUUCCUUGGAGGCUGAGACGGCACUCCAGUCGUCUGAGUGCACUGAUCUGACUGGUCUGUGCUGGUCACAUGUUCUCUCUCACAUUCCCUCACUCCUCUGCUCCCUCCUACUCCUCAUCAUCUCUCUCACCCACUCCUUCUUCCUCCCAGGCUUGCACCUCUGAUCUGUAGAUUUCCAGCGUAGAUUGAACACUCGCAGAGGGGAAAGGUCGAGUCGCGGCGUCGGACAGCAUGUGUGCGACACUGUGCUGUCAGGCUGACUCUUCCUUGUCUCCAGCGUAAUCCCCUCUCUUACUCUUCCUCUCACGAUCUUCUUCAGCGACAUGUAUUCCCUUGAUGAUUUCGGUGAACAGAGCAUCUGUCAGGCGCGCGCCUCAGUGAUGGUCUACGAUGAUGCCAGUAAGAAGUGGGUUCCCAUCAAGCCCGGGCAGCAGGGCUUCAGCCGCAUCAACAUCUACCACAACACUGCCAACAACACCUUCAGAGUGGUGGGGGUCAAACUGCAGGACCAGCAGGUGGUGAUAAACUAUUCCAUAGUCAAAGGCCUGAAAUACAAUCAGGCCACUCCGACCUUCCAUCAGUGGCGUGACGCUCGCCAGGUCUAUGGGCUGAACUUUGCCAGUAAAGAGGAGGCCACCACCUUCUCCAACGCCAUGCUGUUCGCCCUCAAUGUGCUCAGCUCGCCCGACAGUGGAGGUCCUGUUGUCCAGCGCCAAAACGGGCCCUCAUCAGAAGAAAGCGAUGCACAGAGGAGGAUGAUGGAGCAACAUCAGAUGCAGGCGCACAAGGAGAGAGAGCGACGGACAUCAGGAUCAGUCGUUUCCACACUCCAAUAUAAAGUCUCCACCCCUCCCACCCACCCAGACACUCCUCAUGAGUACAGACAGUACAGAGCUAGUACACUGCCUCCUUCCUACGUCCGUGUGGCCUCCUCCUCUCCUCCCUCGUCUGCCUCUUCCUCUCCCUCUCAGGAGAGAGAAGCAGGGGCAGCCAGGGAUAAGGCUCAGCUCUCUUCUCAGCUCUCCACCUCGCUGGCAUCAGCCUUUUCCCCAGUCCAGGCAGGAGUGACGACGCAGGGCCGACAGGUCCGUCAGAUCCCCCUGUCUCCACCCACAGCAGCCAGACACCUACACCAUCAGCAGCACCAACAAGACAUCAUGCUCCCCCCCAAACAUGGCACCUGGUCUGCCUCCCACAUGCAUCAAAUGUAUGCCCAGUUUCCCCCCUCCUCCUCUCCCCCAGUUAUGAUGGCCAUGCCCGUGAAGCAGGGAUUUCCCCCACAGCCCGUCCUCCCUGUGGCUCACCCUCUCCCAACCAUGAACCCGAGAAUGAAACCCCCACCACUUGACGCACAUCAGUAUCCUCAGCACCAGCCCCACCCUCACUCCAACUGCUACCCAGACAACUCCAACUCUCCUCAUUCCCAGCAGCAUCUGCCCCCCAAUCCACAGUACUGCGAGGCCACCACACUGCCCACUCUGAUAGGUCAAACAGCCUCAGGUCCCACCCCCAACCAGCUCCACUAUCCACCCUCCUUCCACCCUCAGCAGCAGCAGCAGGUGUACCACAAGCAGGUCCAACCCUCCAUCACCACCACCACAUACUCUUCCUCUUCCUCACCCCCCUCUUACACUGCCAUGUCUGACGGGGGUUCGCCUAAGAAGAGCCCCUCCCCUGUCCCCCAGCAGGCCCCUGUGGCCAGCACCAGCCCUCCUGUUUCUGCAGGUCACCCGUCUUCUUUGCUUUCUGUUGCACCUCCUCCAGCUGUGGUACCAGGACCCAUAGCUGGUCCUCCAGCCCCGCCACCACCUCCUGGGCCACCGCCACCUAUGGCAGUGCCCCCACCCAUGCCCCCUCCACUGCCCACUGGCGGAGGGCCUCCGGGGGGCCCACCAGGGGUCCAACACCAACCCUCAGGAUUGGCUGCAGCAUUGGCUGGAGCCAAACUACGUAAAGUCCAGAGGGAUGAGAGCAGCCCACCGGGGUCUGGAGGCAAAAGCGACUCCAACCGGUCUAGCGGUGGCAGUGGUGGUGGUGGGGAGGGGCUAAUGCAAGAGAUGAACGCCUUACUAGCUCGCAGACGGAAAGCUUCAGAGAAACCUGAUGAAGACGACUCUUGUGCACGAGGCCAGCAAAACUCUACAGAUGCCAUGAAGAAGCCAUGGGAGCGGUCUAACUCUGCAGAAAAGUCCUCUUUGGUGUCCAGAGUGAGACCCAUUGGUAGCACUAGUGAAGCAGACACAGAGUUUGACAGGAUGAAACAGGAAAUUCUGGAUGAAGUCGUGCGCGAGUUGCAUAAGGUGAAAGAUGAAAUCAUUCAUGCUAUCAGACAAGAAAUCAGCAGAAUCAGUACAUCCUAAUCUCAUCUGAGCAACAGCAGGUGGAGGUGAGCAGAGGGAGGAGCUUGAGAUAGAUGGACCUGCAGAUGCACAGACACGAGGACCGGGGGAAUGUUCUCUCAAUGUUUCUGCGACCUCACGUCGCCGUGCUGCCAGGCGCAGAGAUGUUGUGCCAACAUUUGAGUCUGCUGGACAGCAAACCUGUAGAAAGAAAAUGAGGAGCGAUACAAGAAGAAAGGUUACGAUGAGGGAUGAAGAAGGAAUAAAGGUGGAGUGAACUUUAGAGGAUGAAAAAUGUGUUGAUUCAAGGAUGGAUGAACUUUCACGUUGAUGUCGGUGUUGUGGUCCUCUCUGUGCACCUAUAGACUCAGUCGGCCCAGUCUUGCAACUCUGUUCUCUGUUCAGUCCAAGUCUUAAGAAGAAAAUAUUGUGUUUUCUAAGUUUUUACUGUUUUAUUAUUUAAAACUUUGUGGUGAUGACAAUGCUGUUGAUGACAGUGGGUAUUUUAUUGCUAUAGAAGGAGAAAGGAAACUAGCACACCAUUUAUGUCAGCUUUUUAUAUUUUUUUCUUUUCUUUGUUUUAUCCCAGUUUAUUUGAGGACAAGCACAAUAUGAGCAAAAUGGUGCUGAAGGUUCAUCUGCCAUCAGCUGGGAUACUUAAAAAAAACAAACAAACGAAAAACAGGCUUAUUACUGUGUUUAGCCUGACGUCAUGUUUAACCUUUUCUCUCCAGAGAUGUUAGAAAGAAGAAAAAAAAAAGAUUAUUAAUGUCUGAAUCACAGUUAGCCACU
Molecule: messenger RNA, 3183 nt
Organism: Thalassophryne amazonica
Lineage: Eukaryota; Metazoa; Chordata; Actinopteri; Batrachoidiformes; Batrachoididae
Gene: evla
Product: Enah/Vasp-like a
Exons: 14
Coding region: 376-2412 (678 amino acids)
Biological process (GO): actin polymerization or depolymerization; positive regulation of actin filament polymerization; protein homotetramerization
Cellular component (GO): cytoskeleton
Molecular function (GO): profilin binding; actin binding; SH3 domain binding
Source: RefSeq, a predicted model, not a curated record